UACCUACGGGAGCCCACCGAUUGACCUUUCGUUCAUCUUCCCUCUUCCUGGUUCUGUUCGCGGCUUCCCGCACCCCCGAUCGCUCGCUCUCAUAUUCCUUUUCAAUCUUGACAAAAUUCCGUUUCCUAUAUUUUUCCGUUUAGCUUCACAACUUAGUUUCCAUCCUUUAACACCCUUAGCCCCCGACAAUUUUUCCCUCUUUCUCGCAAACUGUAUUUGCACGCCUUCAGUUGGACACUGUAACCCUAGCUUGCAAUGGCGUCCAAGAAGAAGCAAUCUGAAGGGAUUGCUUUGUUAUCCAUGUACAACGACGAGGAAGACGACGAAAUGGAGGACGUGGAGGAAAAUUUGGCUGCUCCUGGACAGGAGGGAGAGCGACAGGUUGAUGAUACAGAUGCUCGUGCUGUUGAGGAUGAUUUUGUGCCUGCAACUGAUAGAAUGGUCGUCUCUGAUUCUGCUGCACUCGAUACUCCGCCACUUACCGACGAUGGGAUGACACCGGAGAAGACUAACUUUCGGAGUUCAACGCCGCAACAGCCUUCUGCUAAUGCGCCGGUUUCGCCGCAGGAGCGGCGGGCGGUAACGUCCGAUGCCGGAAGGAGUAGGAGAGGGGCCCUUACGAUAGUGGACUAUGGUCACGAUGAAGUGGCAAUGUCACCUGAGCCCGAGGAAGGAGAGUUUGAUGGUAGUGGCCAAGUUACACUUGGGGACGACUGUCAAACAGCAAAUGAAUGUUUUCUCGUAGGUGAUUCACUUGGUAGAACAGCAAUUUUGACACCUGACAAUGAUGCUAGGAGCCCUCAGUUUUCUGAGCUAUUGAAAUCCGAUACCAUGAACCAUGAUGCUAUGGUUGGAUCAGAUAGUUCAGAACAUGGAGGAGCCAUGCAAGAAGAGCAAAAAUUUGUUGAUCCAUUGGAUAAAUUUCUGCCUCCACCCUUGAAAAUCAAGUGCUCUGAGGAGUUACAAAGGAAAAUAAAUAAAUUUCUUCAUUAUAAGAAGGCUGGAAAAAGUUUUAAUGCAGAAGUUCGCAACAGGAAGGACUAUCGGAACCCUGACUUCUUGCUGCAUGCAGUGAGGUAUCAGGGUAUUGAUCAAAUAGGAUCGUGCUUCAGUAAAGAUGUUUUUGACCCUCAUGGAUAUGACCCCAGUGACUUCUAUGAUGGAAUAGAGGCUCAUAUGAGGCGUGAAAGUGAGAGGAGAGAACAGGAGAAGAAAAAAGCACAAAAGGUUGAAUUUAUUUCUGGUGGAACGCAGGGUGUAACAGUAGCAGGCGUUCCCAGGAUCAACCUACCUGUUCCAGCUUCAUCUGCUGUGACUGCUAGUGCUUCGCAUUUGGUGCCUCCUACAGGUGAUGCUAUCAAUCGAGAUGGAAGACAGAAUAAAAAAUCAAAGUGGGAUAAGGUGGAUGGUGAUCAAAAAAAUCCUCUGCCCUCUGUGGGGCAGGAUUCUGUAUCUAGUGUCGGGGCUCAUACGGCAAUUUUUUCUGCUGCAAGUGCUGGUGGUGGAUACAUGCUAUAUGCGCAGCAAAAACGGCGAGAGGCAGAGGGGAAGAGAUCCAGUAGAAGGAAAUCGGAGAGCAGAUCUUAGCAUUCAUUUUUAAUUUUCAAGUGUGUAAUAACUGAUGACAUUUAUACAAAACAAGAAAAGAUCCUGAGCCAUUCGCCUGCUGAGAUAUUUUUGUUAGUUUAGUAGCUUAUUCAAUGAUCUUGUGUUAUAUAUUGUCAAAUUUAGAAAUAAAAUAUGAAUAUAGCAUUUUGAACCCUUCCGGACAA
This is a messenger RNA of Prosopis cineraria, 1772 nucleotides long. RefSeq lists its product as uncharacterized. The record is from RefSeq and is a predicted model, not a curated record. NCBI's taxonomy places the organism in Eukaryota, Viridiplantae, Streptophyta, Magnoliopsida, Fabales, Fabaceae. Gene Ontology annotation, biological process: regulation of DNA-templated transcription. Gene Ontology annotation, cellular component: nucleus. The transcript has 8 exons. Bases 256 to 1587 code for a protein of 443 amino acids.